Messenger RNA from Abrus precatorius (Indian licorice), 945 nucleotides. RefSeq names its product peptidyl-prolyl cis-trans isomerase FKBP13, chloroplastic. Gene Ontology annotation, molecular function: peptidyl-prolyl cis-trans isomerase activity. The transcript is spliced from 5 exons. NCBI's taxonomy places the organism in Eukaryota, Viridiplantae, Streptophyta, Magnoliopsida, Fabales, Fabaceae. The record is from RefSeq and is a predicted model, not a curated record. Gene Ontology annotation, cellular component: chloroplast. Bases 175 to 777 code for a protein of 200 amino acids.
AAUUGAUUAUGGAUGGAAAUCAAGGAAUAAGAUCAGUGAUAUCUGGAAUACUAAUUACAACAAUCCUGUGCAUGUGUCCUGAUAUUUUGGGGUUUAUAAUGAAUAUUAAGUAACCACAAGGAACAAAUUGAACCACAACCAUUCAUUCAUUCAUAGCUAACCAAUUUGGUGGAGAUGGGUUCACUGGCACCAUAUUCAAUUGGGACAUGUCUUCCUUACCUGCAACCCCAAAAAUGCAACUAUUCAGCACCACUUAGUUACACGAUACGUGCUGUCCAAGUCCAACAACAAGUAGAUGAGAGGCAGUUGAAGAGAAGAGAUGCAUUAGGCCUUGCCUUUAGUACUGGCCUUGUUCAUGGUUUGUGGCAAACAGGAGUUGCAUCAGCAGCUGAAAUUCCAUGUGAAUUUCAAGUAGCUCCUUCAGGUCUUGCCUUUUGUGAUAAACUUGUUGGAACUGGUCCUCAGGCUGUUAAGGGACAGCUUAUUAAGGCUCAUUAUGUGGGGAGAUUGGAGAAUGGGAAAGUUUUCGACAGCAGCUACAAUCGUGGCAAGCCACUUACGUUUCGCGUCGGUGUUGGAGAGGUGAUCAAAGGAUGGGAUGAAGGCAUUUUAGGAGGUGAUGGAGUUCCCCCCAUGCUUGCAGGAGGGAAACGUACACUGAAGCUUCCUCCAGAACUUGGAUAUGGCUCAAGAGGGGCUGGUUGUAGAGGAGGUUCAUGUGUCAUUCCUCCUGACUCAGUACUCUUGUUCGAUGUAGAGUUCGUUAGCAAAGCAUGAUUUACAAAGCCCUGGGGUUUUGAAGAUUGGAGCUUAGAUAUACAGUUUUUCACUUUUGAUUUACAUUUUUGAUGGCUAUGAUAUUACAUUUCAUGCAAAGUGGAAAUAAUUUAAGUAUUCUAUCGCAUCACUUGGGUUCUCAUAGAGUAGAAAUUUUAAAGUAAAACU